UGUUCACCCAUACCAGAGAGAACAGCAGAGACGGAGAGAGAAGGCAGGAAUAGUGUGUGUUUUUAUGUGAAAAAUAGAAAGCAGAAUUUGCAGUAUUGUUGGUCAGGUCGCGUUGAGAAGCGACUCUGAUCAUUUUUGGUUGUUUUUAUCGCUGUAAUUCGGAGGAAACAGGAAAACCACCGGUGGGGGAUGAGGCUGCAGUCGGAGUCGAGACUGUUUGUGGAUUUGAUGCCGCUUUUCUCGGAACAAAGCUGCAGUUUUUUAACGGGGGUUUUCAUAAAAACGCACUUGGAAAGUAGAAUAUGUCCGUUUCGACCGUCACUUUGUGAAAAACACUGAAUUUCUUUCCACGUUUUCUGUUUUAUUUGUUGUUGAGUUGUAACCGACCUGUGCGACAUUGUUACCGCUUUCUCCCUCAGUGCGCUAGAUAACAACACUGUAACCCCCAAAAGCUCAAACACAUCGACAUCAACAUCAAAUCUUCAUCAUUUACAGCUUUUUUUAAGAGAGAAAAAAAACAUCCAAAACUAUUUGGACGGAACAUUUCAAGCGAUGAAGCUGUUGGAGAACUCGAGCUUUGAAGCGCUCAGCUCUCGGCUGUGUGUGGAAACCGGAGACUCGCACAUCCUCGGCAGGAUCGAGAGCUACUCAUGCAAGAUGGCUGGUGAUGACAAGCACAUGUUUAAGCAGUUCUGCCAAGAGGGGGAGCCACAUGUCCUGGAGGCCCUUUCACCUCCCCAGACCAGCAGUGCUCAGAGUCCUAACUUGUUGGGGAAGAGCGGCGAUGACCCGGAGAACCCGCUGAGCGACAAGUGCUGCAGGAAGACCCUGUUCUACCUCAUCACCACACUGAACGAAUCGUUCCGUCCCGAUUACGACUUCAGCGCCGCCCGGGCCCACGAGUUCAGCCGCGAGCCGAGCUCCAACUGGGUGGCCAACGCUGUGAACAGCAGCUUGUACUCCUCCGUCGGGGAGGAGUUUAAUACUCUCGGCCCAGAGCUGUGGAAUGCCAUCGACCAGGAAAUCAACCUGCAGAGCUGUGACAUUUACAGCUAUAACCCAGAUCUCGAUUCGGACCCCUUCGGUGAGGAGGGCAACCUCUGGUCUUUCAACUACUUCUUCUACAACAAGAAACUCAAACGCAUCGUUUUCUUCACCUGCCGCUCUGUCAGUGUCCUCAGUAGCUACGGCCGCAGUUGCCUGGACAACGAGCUGGACAUGGAGCUGGAUGACUAUGAAGAGGAAGCAGACGGCUUCAGGGAGGACAGGUUCCCCCGAGCCUUGUGUGUGUAAAUCCAGCUCGAUCAUCAGCCAACAAGAUGUCACCUUUUUGUUUUUCUUCCUCCUCUUCUCCUUUCUAUAAUCUCGACAGGCCGACGGGUUGCAUUUCCGCGGGGGGUAUAUAGCAUUAACGAUCAGAUAUUAUGAAAAGAGUAGUUGUAGUGAGAUUUUCUGUCUGCUUAUGAAAGGCUCUUUGGACACUGAGGCCCUCUUUUGGACAUUCUGGGAACAGUGAGGUUUAAUACGAGACGAGCCUGAACGCCACUCUCUUCUCUUCAUAUCGGACACUUUGUUUUCUUUUUGUUUCCUCCUCCCUCCCCUAGGAAAUGUCGUCAGUGCAUUGACAUUUCCUACAUGCACCAGCAGCUGAAAUGGGAGGGGCUAUUCAUAGCUGCCUAAUGUUCAGUCCCUUGUGAGUUUGUGAAUUUUCAUUUUUUUUUUUUUUUUAAAUCGUGAUUUUUGUCUUCAUUUCAUCUCGCUCUUUAUAUACUCGUGUUUUUAUAUUUUAACUGUGUGCUUUUUUUUUUCUUUGUAAUGGAAAGAUUUUACUAGAAUGGCUUUUAUCGCACUGACCAAAAUGUACCCAGUUUGAAAUGUUUAUUUGUAUUUUUUGGUGGUGAACCCUCAUGUGUGUGUGAUCUAAGCUGCGGUGUGAAACGGAGGUCCACAUGAAUGAGGUUCAACUUUCUUUCAGAAAACAAGGGCAAAACCUUUAUAAAACGUUUGUACGCAAUCGGACUCUGGUCUGACUUUCAUGGAUCGACUUUGCAUUCAAGGUGAUGUGCAGGUUACGCAAGAAACCCGAAAGUGAAACCUGAUUUCGAAAAUGUUGCUUUUGUGUACACAAAUGGAAUAAAGCAAGUGUGUAUAAAUGUA
This is a messenger RNA of Silurus meridionalis, 2157 nucleotides long. RefSeq names its product MAF1 homolog, negative regulator of RNA polymerase III b (gene maf1b). Gene Ontology annotation, cellular component: nucleus. The record is from RefSeq and is a predicted model, not a curated record. The transcript is spliced from 8 exons. Gene Ontology annotation, molecular function: RNA polymerase III core binding. Lineage: Eukaryota; Metazoa; Chordata; Actinopteri; Siluriformes; Siluridae. The coding region runs from base 553 to 1293 and encodes 246 amino acids. Gene Ontology annotation, biological process: negative regulation of transcription by RNA polymerase III.